AUGGCGAACAUUCAACUGGAAGAAAUCACCAUCGGCCAGAUCCACGCGGCCUAUAAAGAAGGUCGCGUUACUGCUGAAGCUCUGAUCGCCGCUUUUCUUGAUUGCAUUCAGAAAAUUGACAAGGCUGAAGACGGACCCAAACUCAACUCUACUUUGGCCGUCAAUGAUGCAGCGCUCGAGGAGGCGAAACGAUUGGAUGCCUCGUUUGCCAAGGAUGGGCGCUUCGUCGGGCCUCUGCACGGGAUCCCAGUCGUCGUCAAGGAUCAUCUAAAGAUGAAGGGACUACCCAACACCUAUGGUUCUAUUGUUGCCAAGGACUACAUUCCCGACGAGGAUGCUACAGCUGUAGCUAAGCUCAAAUCUGCCGGGGCUAUUAUCCUGGCCAAAACCACGAUGCCUGACUGGGGAACUGACUGGUUUUCCAACUCCUCCCUUUCUGGUACGACACGCAAUCCAUACGAUCUUGCAAGGGAUCCAGGCGGCUCCAGUGGAGGAACAGCAACAGCUCUGGCAGCAAAUCUGGCUGUUGUUGGGUUGGGAAGCGACACUGGCGGUUCCAGCCGUAUCCCAGCAGCCUUUUGCUCUCUCGUUGGUUUCAGGCCCACGGCUGGGCUCAUCAGCGGCUAUGGGGGCUUGCGUGCAGUCCACGGACAGUCAACUGUUGGGCCGAUGGCGAGGACUGUGACCGACCUGGCACUAUUGCUGGAUGCAGUUGCUGGCUACGAUGAAAAUGAUAGUGUCACGGCUAUUCAUGCGCGUGCACUCGAUAUGCCGCGCGGGGGGAGCUUUGCCUCUCAGUUUGAUGCUCGUUCUACACAGAGAAUCGGGGUUAUUCGCGCCAUGUUUGGCGAUGAUGACAUACCUGAGCAAAGACAGGUCAACGAGGUCAUUGAGGCCGCGCUGGACACUCUCUCCAAGUCUGGUGUCACACUGGUCGACAUUGAAGUGCCCAAUUUGGCAAGCUACAUCGCCGGGUCGAGUGUCUUGCUAACAAGAAGCCGGAUCGACUUGGAGGGAUUCAUCAAGGAAAACUUUGGUGUUGGCUUUAGCUCCUUACUUGCCAAUGGCCAACUUCCGAAGGAGAAUGUCCUGGUAGCUUAUGCCCUUCCCCGCGUGGCCGUGUCUCCAUACGAGUCUGGAGAGUAUGGAAAGCAGUUGGAUACACGGGUAGAGUUCGACGCCGUUCUGUCUGCUCUGAUGAUCAAGCACCAGGUUUCUGCGUUCGCUUUCCCAGAGGCGAAGAUACCCCCACCGGUGUCAGCCGAUAUAGAUGCCAAGAUGCGGUUGGCAGUCCCUGCUAACUUCGCCAUCGCCAGUAACUUGCGAUGGCCUGCUAUAUCUGUGCCCGCUGGAUUCACAUCCAACGGUCUACCUAUUGGACUAGAGCUCUUGUCUCUACCUCUCAAAGACCAGGAAUUGCUUAAUCUGGCGUAUCGUGUUGAGCAAGCCGUUCGGGGCCGCAAGCCACCAAGAAACAUCUAG
This is a messenger RNA of Clonostachys byssicola, 1482 nucleotides long. Lineage: Eukaryota; Fungi; Ascomycota; Sordariomycetes; Hypocreales; Bionectriaceae. The record is from the annotation of a GenBank genome assembly.